Messenger RNA from Atta colombica, 732 nucleotides. Its product is annotated as protein PET100 homolog, mitochondrial. The transcript is spliced from 2 exons. Gene Ontology annotation, cellular component: mitochondrial inner membrane; mitochondrion. The coding region runs from base 119 to 358 and encodes 79 amino acids. Gene Ontology annotation, biological process: mitochondrial respiratory chain complex IV assembly. Lineage: Eukaryota; Metazoa; Arthropoda; Insecta; Hymenoptera; Formicidae. The record is from RefSeq and is a predicted model, not a curated record.
AACUAUAUAUGAUGUAGAUUGCAAUGUCUCGAAGAAUAACUUAAAUAUUUCUGUCAAGUGAUUUUUGUUAUCUUUCCUACAUAAUUGUGUUUUCUAACGUUUAUUUAAGGUAUUUGAAAUGGGUUGGGUAUUAGAAGUAGCCAAGAUGUUUCUCUAUUUAUCAUUUCCUGUUGGAAUAUUUCACUAUGUCAAUCAGCCAGCCUAUUUUGAUAAGUGGGUGAUACAAGCAAAAAAGGAGUAUUUCCCAAUCCAGAGUAAACAGGUGCAUAAGCAGAUGCAAGACUUUAUUUAUGACUUCAAUGCUAAAGUUGAAAAGAAACAUUUGGAUGUUUUGGAGAGGCAGAGUAAAAACAAAUAGUGAAGAAAAUGUAUUGUAAUGUCUUCAAUUGUAAUAGCAAUAGUAAAAUUUAUUUUUUUGUACGAAACAUUAAAAUACCUUUGGAUUAGCAGUUGAUAAAAAUAAAAAUAUUGAUGAAGACUGCUUUAAUCCUCAUAUUUUUCUAUAUUAUUAUAGAAAGAAAACUUAUACAAGCUUUGAAAUUGUAGGAAAAUUAGUAUUUUUUUAUUUUUUAAGCAUCUUAUUUUAUAAAAUUUAUUUCUUUAUAAAAUAUUUUUACGUAACAUACAUUUUAUUAAAAUGUUUAUUAUAUAAGGUAUUUUUUAUUAUUUAAGAAUGUAAAUGUAAUUGAGAGUAGAAUAUAUUUUUAUGUUAUAAAAAAUUAAUUGUUUUUA